AUGGAAAUCAAGGAGGCCCCAGAGGAACUGACUUUCGCCAGCGCCCAGGCGGAAGCGAGGGAAGAGGAGCGGCGAGUCCGGGAGACGGCGCGCAGGGAUAAAACACUCCUGAAGGAGAAGAGGAAGCGGCGCGAGGAGCUGUUCAUUGAACAAAAGAAAAGGAAACUCCUUCCAGACACUGUUCUAGAGAAGUUAACUACCGCUUCACAGACAGACAUAAAGAAAUCACCAGGAAAGUUAAAAGAAGAUAGUUUGCAGAAGAAAAAUGAAGAAUGUGAAAAAGGAAGUGAGUCCAAGAAAGCUAAAGAAAAAGUACAGUCUAUUGGCCAGAAUAAAAGCUACGUGGCUCUAAGGCUAAAAGAUCAAGAUCUGAGAGAUUCAAGGCAACAAGCAGCCAAAGCCUUCAUACAUAAUUCUUUGUAUGGCCCAGGAACCAACAGAACUACUGUAAAUAAGUUCCUGUCUCUUAACAAUAAGAGGUUACCAGUGAAAAAGGCUGCAGUCCAGUUUUUGAAUAAUGGUUGGGGAACCCAGAAAAAACAAAAUGCCAAGAGGUUUAAAAGACGGUGGAUGGUCAGAAAGAUGAAAACUUCUAAGAAGUAAAUCAAAGCUAAAUGAAGAAUGAGAACUUUGUAUGUAUGGAACUUGCAGUUAUUUAGUUUAGAAGAUUAAUUUGUCUUUAAAAAUCUAAUAAAUCAUUUUAAAGGAU
Myotis brandtii (Brandt's bat) is the source of this 709-nucleotide messenger RNA. RefSeq names its product nucleolar protein 7, 27kDa (gene NOL7). Lineage: Eukaryota; Metazoa; Chordata; Mammalia; Chiroptera; Vespertilionidae. The record is from RefSeq and is a predicted model, not a curated record. Gene Ontology annotation, molecular function: RNA binding. Bases 1 to 603 code for a protein of 200 amino acids. Gene Ontology annotation, cellular component: nucleus. The transcript is spliced from 9 exons.